This is a messenger RNA of Talaromyces marneffei, 1521 nucleotides long. RefSeq lists its product as uncharacterized. The record is from RefSeq and is a predicted model, not a curated record. Lineage: Eukaryota; Fungi; Ascomycota; Eurotiomycetes; Eurotiales; Trichocomaceae. Gene Ontology annotation, molecular function: flavin adenine dinucleotide binding; dihydrolipoyl dehydrogenase (NADH) activity. Bases 1 to 1521 code for a protein of 506 amino acids. The transcript has a single exon.
AUGGCGUCUAGAAACAUCAAUGUCCAUCCUAAUGGCUACCACCCCGCUUCCCUCACUCAAACAGCCUUCGACAUCAUCAUAAUUGGCGGCGGUCCCGUUACCAGUUUUGCCGAAAGUCGUCUUGCCAAAGCUGGUCUGAGCGUUGCUGUAAUCGAACACGAGCUCUACGGCGGUGAGUGCCACUUCUUUGGAUGCAUUCCGUCGAAAGCACUUCUUCGUCCUGUCGAAGCUUUCGAAGCGGCGAAAGCGAUUGACGGAGCUCGAGAGGCGAUCGGCAAGAACAAGCUCGACGUUGCUGCUGUAUUUGAAAGAAGAGACAGGUUCGUGGAUUUGUGGGAUGACAAAACGUGGAUUUCCAUUUCAAAUGGAUCGAGUGGCGCGACACUUGUACGCGGUUUUGGACGUAUUGCUGGCAUGAAAAAGGUCAGCGUCCAACCACACGGUGAGACGCAGAAGUAUCAUCUUGAUGCGAAUAUUGCGAUCAUUAUUGCGACAGGGUCCACGCACUCUGUGCCUGCGAUUCCAGGCAUCGAGAGUCUCGAAGAAGGAACGGAACUUUGGUCCAAUCGUGACGCGGUCGCGGCAAAUAUAGCUCCUGAACAUCUGAUUAUUCUCGGUGCAGGGCCUGUGGGGUCUGAAAUGGCAACUUUCUAUUCUGCCAUUGGCUCCAAGGUCACACUGAUUUCGUCCACUGCGGAAAUCCUGCCUAUGGUUGAGGGAGCGGCUGCGAAGAUUGUGCGGAAGAGCUUGGAGGCAAGUGGUGUCUCCAUAAAGCUCUCCUCACGUGUGGACAAGAUUGAGAAACAUGCUGCAAAUUCAUUGACUGUUGUGUUAUCGAGCGGAGAAACGAUCUCGGGUUCUGUGCUCCUGAACGCAACAGGACGAAGGCCAAGGACAUUCGAUUUGGGCCUUGAUAGUAUUGGUCUAACUGGUGAAGGCCAGCCGUUGAAAACGGACUCAAGGCUCGCUGUUCCUACGGCCCAAGGUACUGAGCCUUGGCUGUUUGCUAUUGGAGACGUGAAUGGUCUUGCUCCUACCACUCACAUGGGCGUUUAUCAGGCGCGCAUCGCCAGCAAUGUCAUUUUAUCCUCCAUUAGAUAUAAGCAACCAUCUGUAAAGAUCAACAUCCCUAUCGGAGUUACCGUCACAGAAGCCAAGGGGUGUCAAAGCACAUUUGCCCAAGUCAUUUUCACAGAACCCAACAUCGGUACCGUUGGUCACACCUUUGCUUCCGCUCAGUCCGCAGGCCUGAAAGUCAGGGCUGUUGACAGUGAUUUCUCUAUCGCAGGAGCAUGGUUGUAUGGAGAUGGACAGCCUGGAUGGGCUAGAUGGGUUAUUGAAGAGGGAACUGAUAAGCUCCUUGGUGCAACGUUUUGUUGUGUUGAGGGAUCAGAGUUUGUAAAUGCGAGCCAGGUCGCUAUUCUGCAAGGCUUGACCUUAAAGGAGAUGGUACACGUAGUACCCCCAUUUCCAACUCGGGGUGAAAUCUGGACCCAUUUGUUGAAUGCUGCUGGGUUCUAG